AGCGGCUUUGCCUGCCCGCAGCUCCGGCGGCCCCUCCCAGCCUCGCUUCGACCCCCCCCCUUCGCCGCCAUGGCGCUGAUGGGACGCACGCUGCGGCUGCUGCCCGCUGCGGCCAAGGCCGCGCGGCGCGCGCCAGCUGCGUGGGGCACGCCGGCAUUCCGGGCCUUCUCGAGCAUCAAGUACCAGGCCUCGCACGAGUGGCUCCGCCUGGACGCCAACGGCGAGGGCACCCUCGGCAUCUCUGACUUCGCACAGGGCGCGCUCGGCGAGGUCGUCUACGUAGACCUGCCGUCCGAGGGCGCCACCUUCAAGACAAAGGAUACGAUCUGCACGCUGGAGAGCGUCAAGGCCGUGGGCGAGGCAUACGCGCCGGUGGACUGCGAGGUGAUCGAGGUGAACGAGAAGCUGAACGACGAGCCCACGCUGGUCAACAGCUCCUGCAUGGAGGACGGCUGGCUGGUGAAGAUUAAGUACACGGGUGACCUGUCGAACUUGAUGGACCAGGCUGCGUACGAGAAGCACCUCGAGGACACCAAGGAUGAGUAGGUCCGCAUGUGCUGCAUCCCUUCGCCUUCCCCCCCGCUCUCACCUCCAAUAGUCUGGGCCGCAGCCUGUCUGGCCCCCCCCCCUCCCCCUCCCCUCGUCCCUGCUCGCCCCCUUCGGCCUUCGCACGCUUCGCUUCCUGCCGGGUCCUCCCGGCCACGCGUGCGUCUCUCCUCUUCUGCUGGGCCGCAGCCUGCCUGGGGGGGUGGGGGGGGGCUGCCGAUUCCGGAGGAGGGCCCUCCCCGCCGUUUUCUCAAUCUGGCCCGCCUCCGGCGAUUUUGAUCCCUUCGCGCUCUCGAUCGGCUUAUGGCGUAGGGUGCUCAAGAUGUGCAGGCGCCGUUCGGCAGAUCUUGGUGUCUCGGCUUCGCGCCAGAUCGAAAA
Prorocentrum cordatum is the source of this 924-nucleotide messenger RNA. Lineage: Eukaryota; Dinophyceae; Prorocentrales; Prorocentraceae. The record is from the annotation of a GenBank genome assembly.